AUGCCUUUGACCAAUGACAGUUUUCUGCACGCCCACCAGUCCCACGUACCUUCCUGGUGUGGCAAUCCUCGUAAGCCUCAAGCAAGUGUGAUGUCGUACUUCGGGGGCGAUCUAGAGUGGCGAUCCUUUUGCAAUUUUCUAGGUGUCUUCCUCCUUACUCUCGAGAACAAUGCGGAUAGUUCAAGAGAGGAGGAGGCCGAGGAGGAGGAGGAGGCCGAGGAGGACGAGCGUGAAACCAUGGUCGCAGAAGUUUGGAAGGUAGCGGAAAUUUCCCUCGUCCUCCUAUUCGCUGGCGUAAACCAAGGUGCCAAAAUCGAAAUAUUGCAAACUGCUAUCAUGUGA
This is a messenger RNA of Drepanopeziza brunnea f. sp. 'multigermtubi' MB_m1, 342 nucleotides long. Lineage: Eukaryota; Fungi; Ascomycota; Leotiomycetes; Helotiales; Drepanopezizaceae. The record is from RefSeq and is a predicted model, not a curated record.